AUCGACUCUUCCGUCCGCCCCGUCUCUGGCAGUCUCCCUUCUCCAUAGCGCAUACGUCCUCAUAGUCUGUCGACUCAACACACUCCUGACGCUCACAGCACUUGGCACCAUCCCGCUCCUCAGGCCAGACGCUAGGCAUCAUGAGUUCGCCCAGCAAGCGUCGUAUUGAGACAGAUGUUAUAAAGCUGCUCAUGUCGGACUACGAAGUGAACCUCGUGAACGACAGUAUGCAAGAGUUCUACGUCCGGUUUUAUGGUCCUGCGGAGACGCCUUUCGCCGGCGGUGUGUGGAAGAUCCAUGUCGAGCUUCCUGACCAAUACCCCUUCAAGUCGCCUAGUAUCGGGUUCAUGAACAAGAUCUUCCACCCGAAUAUCGACGAGCUGAGCGGCUCCGUUUGUCUCGACGUGAUAAAUCAGACAUGGUCACCCAUGUUCGACAUGAUCAACAUCUUUGAGGUCUUUCUGCCGCAGCUCCUGCGGUAUCCCAAUCCUAACGAUCCUCUCAAUGGCGAGGCUGCUGCGCUGCUUAUGCGCCAUCCAAAGGAGUACGACGCGAAGGUUAAGGAGUACGUCCAGCGUUUCGCCACCAAGGAGGCCGCCGACGCUGCGUUCGACAAGGACGAUGAGGACGGCGAGGACGAGGAGAUGAGCGACAUUGGCAGCAUCUCCGAUGACGAGGCUAUGGAGUCAUGAGCCCCGCCUGUCCUGCUCGCUUCACGCUGACCUCACAAUCCCUUGUUCCUUUCUCAUCUCUGGUUCUCGGAUCCAUUCCUGCAUUCCCCUCUCUUCUCUACCUAACUUAAUACGUGCCAUUGCUGGUACGCUCUGUGCCUGUUAUUGAUGUACCAACACCCCCCCUCCAUCGCAUCCGCGUCCGUAGGCUUCACUCAAUCACUUGGAAUUCGGCUGUAUCUCUGUAUAUCAUUGAUAUCCCCUCCGUCUGUCUCCCUCGCCUUCUCCGUCGCCGUUCGAAUCCUCUUCCUCCGCGUCGUACCCUUCUCUUAGCCGUCCGGACACUUCGUGCUGAGUACGUGUUGCGUUAGCUCCAGGGGACGUAAAUUGUCCAGCAACUGAAACACGAUCGUUAUGAGCGAGACAACGCUGUGCACCGAGCGGUUCACGGAAUGAGUAUCGUGGUGGAUGUGUGGGACGGGAGUGAGCAGUCAUGGUGACGUUGGAUCUCCAUAAGGACAAUGGUUCGGUUAUGGCACGGGCGUGGACUGUGAGGGCUCCGACGUCGUCGGGAUGGUCUGGACGAGGUCAUGGACCUUCUUUUGCACAUCCGUGGCAGUCUUCAUGAGGUUGUCGAUGUGGGUCUUAACGCUCUCCAUUGUGGCGAGCUUCGCUCUGCUUUCCUUUAGAAGCGCCUCUUUCUCCUUGAUGAGUUCCUUGCGUCUCUGAUCGAGCCUCUGCCGCUCGGAGAGCUCGAAGCUGAGGCGAUUGAGCAUGAGCUGGUGCUCGUCAGUGAGUACAUCGUCCGUACGCGCUGCUUCUGGUGCGAGCUGUAUGAAUUCCUCCAGGGAGUGGACGGGGAUGUCCUGAUAAACGGAGGCAAACUGCCGGCACUUCUCGAUCUCGCGUUCUAGAUGGCGCUUCUCGUAGAGGAGGUUCUGAAGUCCCAGGUACGUGUGGUCCAUCUCCUGGCGCGAGUCCGCGGUGGCUUGCUUGUGGGCGCGCGUCGCAUGGUUGGCGGCCCUAUUUAAGGCUUUGAGUCGCGCGAAGAGCGCGCCGGCACGGAUGGUGACGAGCGAGGGGUCAUCGUUGAGAGAAGCAGAAGAUACGAGCUCGCGCAGAGCAUCGAGCUCGUUCUCGG
Dichomitus squalens LYAD-421 SS1 is the source of this 1812-nucleotide messenger RNA. RefSeq lists its product as uncharacterized. Gene Ontology annotation, biological process: protein polyubiquitination; ubiquitin-dependent protein catabolic process. The transcript is spliced from 9 exons. Gene Ontology annotation, cellular component: nucleus. Gene Ontology annotation, molecular function: ubiquitin conjugating enzyme activity. The record is from RefSeq and is a predicted model, not a curated record. The coding region runs from base 141 to 692 and encodes 183 amino acids. Lineage: Eukaryota; Fungi; Basidiomycota; Agaricomycetes; Polyporales; Polyporaceae.